AAAAGCAGACGUUAGCGCGCGCUAACAUCUCAAAUCGUCCCUCUUCAGUGAGAGUGUUGUCCGCGCGCUGCACGUCCGCUAACCAACAACACAAAGACAGCACCGUCAGAGGAGUCUGUGUCUCUGCUGCUCGCUGAAAACUCAAACUGCCGCCUCCUGCUUCACGGAGCGACGCCACGCGCGACAAAAACAACCUCCUCCUUUGAAUCUACGCAGACUUCAAACUCCACAGCCACCAUGUUUGAGGCUCGCCUGGUGCAGGGAUCCAUCCUGAAGAAGGUGCUGGAGGCUCUGAAGGACCUGAUCACAGAGGCCUGCUGGGACGUCAGCUCGUCCGGGAUCUCCCUGCAGAGCAUGGACUCCUCUCACGUCUCCCUGGUGCAGCUCACCCUGAGGCACGACGGCUUCGACUCGUACCGCUGCGACAGAAACCUCGCCAUGGGAGUCAACCUCAGCAGUAUGUCGAAGAUCCUGAAGUGUGCAGGAAACGAAGACAUCAUCACCCUCAGAGCGGAGGACAACGCAGACACACUCGCCCUCGUGUUUGAGACGCUCAACCAGGAGAAAGUUUCGGAUUAUGAGAUGAAGUUGAUGGACCUGGACGUGGAGCAGCUCGGUAUUCCAGAGCAGGAGUACAGCUGUGUGGUGAAGAUGCCCUCUGGGGAGUUUGCCCGGAUCUGCCGCGACCUGUCCCAGAUCGGUGACGCCGUCAUGAUCUCCUGCGCCAAGGACGGAGUCAAGUUCUCCGCAUCAGGAGAGCUGGGCACAGGAAACGUCAAGCUGUCCCAGACCAGCAACGUGGACAAAGAGGACGAGGCUGUCACUAUUGAGAUGAAUGAACCCGUCCAGCUGAUCUUCGCCCUCAACUACCUGAACUUCUUCACCAAGGCGACGCCGCUGUCCAAGACCGUCACCCUCAGCAUGUCCGCUGAUAUCCCCCUCGUGGUGGAGUACAAGAUUGCUGAUAUGGGACACGUCAAAUAUUACCUGGCACCGAAGAUCGACGAAGAGGCUUCCUAAGGUGUUCAAAAAACGCCCCAGAAAGGGAGAAUAGAGAAAAGCAUGCGACUGGGACUCCUAAAUGAUUGAAGGGCUGAAGCGAUCUCUCGGUGGCGUCUGAUCGUUCUGUCUGAGGUUUCUGAUCGUCUCCCGUCUAAUGAGAUUCACAGCGGGGAGGUGCGGUGUCAACUGUCAUAAACUGUCAUCUGCUGGCAGCGUGAAAGACGCCAUCUGUGUGAUGUGCUUUGACUCUUUGUGUUCAGAGCAGCCGGCUGUGAUCCAAACAGCCCCGGUGUUAAUUCACUUCCCGUUUGUGUCUCUCACUCUCUCUUUUUUGCCCAUUUUAGGAAAGCAGAUAUCAAUUAUCCCAUUUCUUCUUGUAGAUAACGCAUUUGUAAAUACUUCCUGUGGUUUCGCACUGUUGGUCAACCCCAAAUGUUUUUGUAUUCAUUGAGUCAGUCCAAAAUAAAUGAACCAAGUUGUUUCCAAUA
Messenger RNA from Plectropomus leopardus (leopard coralgrouper), 1490 nucleotides. RefSeq names its product proliferating cell nuclear antigen (gene pcna). Gene Ontology annotation, molecular function: DNA polymerase processivity factor activity; DNA binding. NCBI's taxonomy places the organism in Eukaryota, Metazoa, Chordata, Actinopteri, Perciformes, Serranidae. The record is from RefSeq and is a predicted model, not a curated record. Gene Ontology annotation, biological process: leading strand elongation; regulation of DNA replication; mismatch repair. Gene Ontology annotation, cellular component: PCNA complex.